This is a messenger RNA of Physella acuta, 1973 nucleotides long. RefSeq names its product metal cation symporter ZIP14-like. Gene Ontology annotation, cellular component: plasma membrane. Lineage: Eukaryota; Metazoa; Mollusca; Gastropoda; Physidae. The record is from RefSeq and is a predicted model, not a curated record. Gene Ontology annotation, molecular function: monoatomic cation:bicarbonate symporter activity; zinc ion transmembrane transporter activity. Gene Ontology annotation, biological process: intracellular monoatomic cation homeostasis; zinc ion import across plasma membrane.
UGUAGUAUUGGAUGGGAGAUGUACAAAUAUUGUUAGCUUUUCAUUUGUUUAAAACAAGAAGACGCUUUUUAUUAUACAACUUAACUUAAGUUUUUUAAAAAUGGGAAAUGUAGCAAAUUUCCUACGAGUUUUUUUAUUCAUACUUCCAAUCUUCAUUGGAAUACAAGCAGACGAUCCAGCAGGGAUAACGGUCAGCGAGGCCGCAGACGAACUGAUGAGGAGGUACUCGGUGAAUAGGACAGAUUUCAAUCUCGCGGUCUAACGUCCGGCGAGUUUUUCAGUUUGUUGGCAGGCGCCACGUCCCAUUUCGGUGGAGUUCUUGGACAACCUGGUGGGAGACUGCAAGAGGGAGGACAGGAACUGUUCGUGGAAAUCUGAGUGCCCGGGCAUCGCUGAGAUCUUCGAUCAUCUCGCAGUCGACGGGCAACCUCAGGGCAGAUGGAUUCAUCGAGGCACUUCCGGUGGCGCUGAACACUCUGACGUCAGCGAACUGCUCGGAGGGCGCCAGUGACGUCAUGUACCAUGGCAGACUGAAGCAAAAAACCCACCAUGGCGCAAGCCUGGGGCUACAGCAUCGGUUUUGUGACGGUCAUCAUCCUAAUCUCAAACAUCGGCGCCUGCCUGGGACCGAUCAUGCAGAAACGGUUCUUCAAACGUCUGCUGCAGUUUCUGGUUGCCAUGGGUGCAGGGUCUCUAGUCUCGACAGGUCUAAUUGUGCUGAUACCUGAGGCCUUUGAUCUAAUGGCUAUAGAGGAGAUCGGCGACGACUACGUGUGGAAGUCGACGGCCGCUGUGUUGAGUAUUUACGCCUUCUUCAGUCUGGAGCGAGUACUCAAAACUUUGAGGACACAAACAAACCAAACACAAACGAACUUCCAUCAUUCCUUGUAUGACCGAGUACCCGAAAAUAUGGAACUCCUUAGAAUUAAAUCCAUCACAGUAGACCCACCAGAUGGGGAUAUGAAGACGCCGCUGAAAAGCGUCAAGAGCAUGGAGGAGGAAGCUGAGCAGGCCGCCCACGGCCACUCCCAUGGGGGGGACGACAAGAGCUCGCUGGCGUGGAUGAUCAUGGCGGGGGACGCCCUGCACAAGGCGGUGGACGGGCUGUCCAUUGGGGCGGCGUUCACAGAGGACAUCACCCUGGGGAUGAGCAUCGCGCUGGCCAUUUGUUGUGAGGAGGUGCCGCACGAACUGGCGGAUAUAGCAAUCCUGCUGCACUCUGGCUUGUCCAUCAAGCGGUCACUCUUUGUCAACUGCCUGUCCGCCCUCUUCUGUUACGUCGGCCUUGUGAUCGGGGUAUUGGUGGGUGCAACAUCUGCCACAGCCAGUCAGUGGAUAUUUGCCGUGGCCGGCGGCCUGUUCUUGUAUGUCCCUCUGGUUGAUAUGCUGCCUGACAUGAGCAACCACCUUGACCUCCUGCUCUACCAGGGGAACGGCGAGGCCAAGGUCGUGGCUUUCCUCCACACGGCCGGUCUGGUUAUCGGUGCUGGAAUCAUCGUCCUCAUCUCCAACAUCAGCGGGUACAUCGUCGUCUAGCCCGGUGGAGCUGGGAGGUGUUUGUAAACAAAGGACAGUAACUUCCGGUGUUUUAGAGUUGCCUUUGCUUAGUUUGUUCUAUAUCAGUGGUUUUUAACCUGGGUUCGUUCGAACCCCAGGGGUUCGGAGCGUCCUGUCUCAGGGGUUCGGCGGAUGUCAAGACCAGAGGCGUAGCGACCCUUCCCGGCGCCCGGGGACAAACUUUCAAUUUGCCCCCCCCCAUAUAUUUUUUAUAUCUAUAAUGCAAAACUGCAGCUAAAAUGAGCUUUUAAUUUUUUUUUUUCAACUCAUGUUGGCGCCCCUAAGGGUCUGCGAUCGGGGACAUAUGUACCCCCCCCCCCCCCCGCCUCUGGUCAAAACACACAUCCGAUUCAUAUGAUUCAUGAUUAGAUUUGUUAGAGCUGACGAUAGAGCUAGUGUUUCUUCCAUGCUUUUUU